AUGAAAUGGUACGAUGGCCACCUGAGCGGCGUUUCCGAUGCAGAUGCAACUGAUAGAUCAUCCAGUCGGGAUCGCUUUCCGCUACCUGCCUCUUCUCAACGAGAUCCGGCCAUACUGUCCAAUGCCCCCGUUUCUGCAGAGGACUUUUGCACCACAAUCGUGGACGCCCCUCUCCAAUCACCAAAAGAUGGCACAUUUGACCACUACGGAGUGGAUAAUCCUCACUAUUCUUCUCGCAGAAGAGCUGUUUCGGGGUCAGAUGGACCUGGUGGCCCUACUCCCUCUCAAAGGAAAUGGUACACUUACCUGACGAGCGUCACGGACAACUACGGAUUAGAUUGCGGCCACCCAGACCGGGACUUGAACCAAAACGACGAUCACUCGGCAAUUGACAUCAAUUCUGCUCUAAAUUUGGUGAAUCAGCAAGGCGAAUCCCUCUCUCAUACAGCUGCGCCUGGCUCGUCCAAGAAAAGGGCCAAAGUUUGUUGCUUUGAAUGUACUAAUUUUGCCUACUACAAGUCUGCCGUUCCCAUAAAUAUCCCCCGGUAUCUGUCUCCUUUACCAGCCACAUUGGUGCAAACACCCAUCAAUUUGAUGUACUUCCAUCAUUUUCUCAACCACACUGCUAGGAUGCUGGUCCCUCACGACUGUGGCAACAACCCUUUCAUAACGGUCCUCCCAAGCAUGGCUAUCGGGGACUCCAAUGUUUUAAAUCUGAUGCUGGCAUAUUCUGCCAGCCAUCGUGCCAGGUACCUGAAACAUCCAGAGCCUGCCAACAGGAUUGCACACUGGGUCAGCAGCGUCUUCCCCGCACUGCGUCUUGCGCUAGAAGAUGCUCACAAAAAGACCACCGACAAUCAUCUUGCUGCGGCUAUAAUGCUGCUUUCCCUGAAAAUUGUGUCUCCUAGCACGUUCGAGGUGCCCAUUCCCUGGCAAAGUCAUCUCAAGCUGGCCCGUGACCUCUUUCUGGCACGUCGAGAGCAGAUGGUAUACCCUGGCAAUCGUGUCGGUGCUUUCCUCAUCCGCUGGCUAGGGUAUCUUGAUAUCAUGGGGACUUUAUCCUGCCGCCACAGUGAACCUCCAUUGCUUGCAUAUUUUUCCUCGUUGAAUACAUGCUGCGUAGGAGAAGAAUACGACGAGUACAGCGUGGACUGCUUCACCGGAUUCACGCCUCGCACCGGUCUAUUUCUGAUGCGCCUUGGCCAACUAGUGCAUCAAUGCGAUAAUGAGCGUUUUGAUGAGGUCGGCGCCUUUGUCCCGGGAUGGGCGCCUUCGGCAGACAUUAUCUUUGAUGCACAAACCUUGCUCGCCGAUCUCGACGUCCUCAACAUGCACGCUCAUGCGAAUGGGAGACAUUUCCAGGAUUCGAUGUCCACAGACAUUGUAGCUAUGGACCAGGCCUUCCGCUAUGCCGGUCUGGUCCAUCUUCAACGCCGGGUUCUCGGUGCCUCUCCUUCUUCGCCAGCACUGAAUAAUGCCCUCGAAGAGCUCAUGAAUUGUUUGACCCUGAUCCAAUCGGGAUCGCCCGUUGAGGUUGGAGCCGUCUUCCCAUUGUUUACUGCAGGAUGCGAGUGUCGAGACCUUGAACAGCGGACAGAGAUCCAAGCUCGAUUUGAGCUUCUAGAAAGCACGGGGUUGAAGCAAAUCCAGAAUGCACGGGCUCUAAUGCAAAAGUGCUGGAAGGAGGACCGCUUAUGGAUUGCCCUUGCUCAGGGUGAGUUCCUGGGCUGA
This is a messenger RNA of Aspergillus melleus, 1731 nucleotides long. RefSeq names its product fungal specific transcription factor domain-containing protein. The coding region runs from base 1 to 1731 and encodes 576 amino acids. The transcript is spliced from 3 exons. Lineage: Eukaryota; Fungi; Ascomycota; Eurotiomycetes; Eurotiales; Aspergillaceae. Gene Ontology annotation, molecular function: DNA-binding transcription factor activity; transcription cis-regulatory region binding. The record is from RefSeq and is a predicted model, not a curated record. Gene Ontology annotation, cellular component: nucleus. Gene Ontology annotation, biological process: positive regulation of transcription by RNA polymerase II.